GGCCGGCCAGGUCCGGGCUCCUAGUCGGCCGGCGAUCCCUGACUUGGCUCGUCGGCUCCGCGGGGAGGCGGGGGCUGCAAUGGAGCGUGUCCCGCUUUCCGAUGCUCCGGCGGUCUCCCCGUUCAAAGAUGGGCUGUUCCAGGCUCCCAAGGCUCCGGUGAAAAAGCAAGCGGUAAAGCGGCACUAUCACAAGCAUAAUUUGCGGCAUCGCUACGAGUUCCUGGAGACGUUGGGCAAAGGCACCUACGGCAAAGUGAAGAAGGCGAGGGAGCGAUCCGGCAAGCUGGUUGCUAUCAAGUCUAUCCGGAAAGACAAAAUAAAGGAUGAGCAGGAUCUUCUCCAUAUCCGAAGAGAAAUUGAAAUCAUGUCCUCUCUCAAUCAUCCCCACAUCAUUGCUGUUCGUGAAGUAUUUGAAAACAGUAGCAAGAUUGUCAUUGUGAUGGAAUAUGCCAGCAAGGGAGAUCUUUAUGACUACAUUAGUGAGCGCCAGAGAUUGACGGAGCAGGAAGCCCGGCACUUCUUCAGACAAGUGGUGUCGGCAAUCUAUUAUUGUCAUAAGAAUGGAAUUGUUCAUAGAGAUCUGAAGUUAGAAAACAUUCUUCUGGAUGCAAAUGGAAACAUCAAGAUUGCAGACUUUGGCCUUUCCAAUGUCUUCCAACAAGAUAGGCUUCUUCAGACCUUCUGUGGCAGUCCACUCUAUGCAUCUCCUGAGAUAGUUAAUGGAAGGCCUUACAAAGGACCUGAGGUUGACAGCUGGUCCCUUGGUGUUCUUCUCUAUAUUUUGAUCCAUGGCACAAUGCCGUUUGAUGGCCAUGAUUACAAGACACUGGUUAAACAAAUUACAAGGGGAGAUUACAAAGAACCCACAAAACUUUCAGAUGCGUGUGGCCUGAUCCGGUGGAUGCUAAUGGUGAAUCCAGAACGCCGAGCUACCAUUGAGGACAUAGCCAGCCAUUGGUGGGUCAACUGGGGCUACAAAGUACCAGUUGGGGAACAGGAAUCCUUGCAAGAGAAUGAAUCCCCAUUGGCUACUGUUGCAGAUUGGCUUCGCCGCUCCUCCAGGCCUCUGUUUGAAAAUGGCUCCAAGAUGCGCUGCUUCUUCAAGCAACACAUCCCUGGUGUCACACUGGAGAAGCAACGUUCACUCAAGAAGUCAAAAAAGGAGAAUGAUGUGUCUCAUGCUCUGCAGGAAACAGGCAUAGCUCCAGAAAACCAAUCCAAAUCAAUCCUAAAGAGGCCUAAAGGCAUCUUGAAAAAGAGAAACUCUUGUGAGAAGUCCCAGGGUCCUUCUUCAGCUGCAGUAACUCCUCUUGAUAUGCAGAAAGAAGACAGUACUAUACCUGCAGUUGAUUUAGCUUGUGUCCUGUCCUCCAGAUCCUUGGCCUGCAAUACAGAAGAUGUUGUAGCCAUCCCCCCAAUGCCCAAGAAAGGAAUUCUGAAAAAGCCACAGAAGAGAGAGUCUGGCUAUUACUCAUCUUCAGUGUGUAGUGAAUUUGCAGACGGUUUGGACUCUGAAAACAUAGACCUCAAUGCCAGUGUCUUUGUGGACACUCCCUCCUCCACUCAGAUCUCCAGUGACAAUCAGGCCAGGCGGAAAGGUAUUUUGAAACACAAUGGCAAGUACUCCUCCAGCAGCACUGAGUCUGAUGGUGUGCCUGCCAAAGUCUUCCCAACUUUCCCUGAGGUCAUCUUGCCCAAGCUGUCCCUAGCCUCUCGCAUUUGCCCAUCCAGUGCUGUCAGUGAGGACAGCAUCCUUUCCACAGAGUCCUUUGACCAGCUUGAUUUGCCUGAUCGAAUGCCAGGAAGCGGAGGAGUCUCCAUGCGUGGCUCUGUCUCUGCGGAUGACCUCCUGCAGCUGGAGGAGGGAGAUGGAAAAACCAAGGGCUGCCGACUCCGACGCUGGACAGUGACUCAGUGCCAAAAACCCCUUGCAGACAGUUGUUUCUCUCUGGCAGACUGUGAUAAUGUCACCGAAGUCUACAAACGGGCUGUGACGAUCAGCAUGAAACUGAGCUGAUGGCCUCACUGUUAAUCAGGACCUCUGACACACCUUUGCUAACCAUGGCAAAGAUGUUUUACAGCCCAGAUUCUGGCAUCCUCCAAACAAUUUGCACUUCCCAUUCAAAUGGAUAAAGAACUUUCAGCAGCCUUUGUCUUCUCCCUGACAGGGCUGGAAGUGCAAUUGGCUGGAAAUAUAUUUAUUUUUACAUAUUCCUUAUUUCUUUUCAGAAUGUAAAGGAACAUUUACAUUCUUAACAUUGCCUGUAAAAUGGUACAACAGGGUAUGGAUGUGUGUUUGGAGAGAAAAAAAGAUAUGUUGAUAGAAGGGCAGUGGAUGUAGGAAAAGAGUAAAAACAGUGUAAUGGGCGUGGAGGACUUGGGGAGAAAUGGGAAGGCAUCUGUUAUCUGUAGAGCAGUGUUUUUCAACCAUGGCGACUUCAAGAUGUGUGGACUUCAACUCCCAGAAUUCUGGGAGUUGAAGUCCACACACCUUGAAGUUGCCAAGGUUGAGAAACAGUGCUGUAGAGUGAUGGACUAAAAGGGAUGCAUUUUUUUUCCUCCCAGCAUCAUCAACAAAGAAACAUUGAAUUGUAGUCAUGAGCAACUAAGUCUAGUAACAUUCUCCUGAACAGCGUUUAUCUCUCCAGAGAGACCCUGAUGAUCAUCUCUAAUCUUAGUGACUGGAGUGAUGAUUUUGUUUGCACUGUGUUUCUUUAAUUGCACAAAGAAGAUAAUGAGUUCAGAAAUGCCUCUGAAGGGGGAAAAGAUUAAGGCAAGGUACUUGGAAAGGAACAGCUCUUGUUUGAAAAACUAAGGUUCUGACUCAUUGGAGGGUAUCUGCACUAUAUAUUUAGAAUCCCAAUUACCCUGAGAUACUUGGACUGAAAAGGCAGGGAAGAGGGGCUCACUAACAAUUCUGGGCAUCCUCCAUAAAGCUGAACACAACAUUCAUUUCUUUAGUUAAGUCACAAAACAGUUAAUAAAACUUAGAGUAGGUUUCCCUGGUGGGCCUCCGCUUGUUAGACUACAAUUCCCAUAAUCUUCAAUCAGCAUAUGCAUGCUGGCUGAGGAAGAUGGGAGUGAUGGCCCAGCGUAUAUAGAGGCAAUCAUGCAGGAAAGGCUGACUAGUUAGAAAUUAGAUGUUUUGGUAAGAACUGGAUAUAGUAAAGGCACAGAGGAGUUCAAAAUUCUCCUCUAUUCUCAUUUCUGUUUUGUUUUACCUUUUAGCAGGCUAGAAGAACACUUUGCUUUGAUCUUGAUUUAAAAACUGACUAAAAUAUGGUGCAUUUUUUGCUCCUCCCAAAAGAGAAUGCAAAAAGUAACUGCUGUGGCCCAACUGUGCUGUAAAGUGAAUUUUCCUGUAGCUUCCAAACAAAACAGGCAUUUGUGUUUCCAGAAAUAUGUAUAUGUAUAGCUAAGUCUGAACUACAAUAUGGAAUCUAAAAGGCCAGGGCAAUGAUGGCCAGAUGAAAAUCCUUUAAUAGGGAAAGGGAUGUUUGUGAAUAGUAGGCAUAGUAAGUUUUUAAAGAAGUGAGCAUCAAGUCCUUCCAAAAUACACUGAAUAUAGUUGCCUUUUAAAAAAAAUGUUGGGCUAUGACUUGAAACCCAAGAGAUGUUUACUUAACAUAGGAAGAUACACUUCCCUGAAUUUCCUGAUAUUCUCUACAUUCCCCAAAGGAUCUCUCUGUUGUUCAAGUGACCCUCCUGAGAGUUACUGGAAGGAAGGAAAGGGGAAAAAUCUCAUUCUGUGGCUUUCCUAAAGUUAACCUUUUUCAAGAAUCCAGUCCAUAUAUUUUGUCCAGAUGUCUAUGCUUUCUAUAUCUGGGUUGCAAAAAAACAGUAUAACUGCUAGAUGACAUCGGGAAUACAGGAAAACAAAUGUCUUUAUUGUUGUCUAAUGAUUUCUGGAUUUUCGUGGAAGACUAAAUCUGGUUCUGUUAUCAAAGUAGUGAAUCUUCGCCCUUGAGUAUUUUAAAAUACUGCCUUUUUGACCAAUAUGAACUUGACAAAAA
This is a messenger RNA of Candoia aspera, 4013 nucleotides long. RefSeq names its product NUAK family kinase 2 (gene NUAK2). Gene Ontology annotation, molecular function: protein serine/threonine kinase activity; ATP binding. The record is from RefSeq and is a predicted model, not a curated record. The transcript is spliced from 7 exons. Gene Ontology annotation, cellular component: cytoplasm. Gene Ontology annotation, biological process: intracellular signal transduction; protein phosphorylation. The coding region runs from base 80 to 2017 and encodes 645 amino acids. NCBI's taxonomy places the organism in Eukaryota, Metazoa, Chordata, Lepidosauria, Squamata, Candoiidae.